Chelmon rostratus (copperband butterflyfish) is the source of this 2096-nucleotide messenger RNA. Its product is annotated as interleukin-21 receptor-like. The coding region runs from base 35 to 1414 and encodes 459 amino acids. The record is from RefSeq and is a predicted model, not a curated record. The transcript is spliced from 9 exons. NCBI's taxonomy places the organism in Eukaryota, Metazoa, Chordata, Actinopteri, Chaetodontiformes, Chaetodontidae. Gene Ontology annotation, molecular function: cytokine receptor activity; protein binding. Gene Ontology annotation, biological process: immunoglobulin mediated immune response; cytokine-mediated signaling pathway. Gene Ontology annotation, cellular component: membrane; external side of plasma membrane.
CAGCACCAGAACGUCCCCUGAGUGUGAAGAAGACAUGGGGUGUCUGCAGCUCUUGUGCUGGUGCUCCAGCAUCCUUACAGUGGGCAGCUGCUUUGGAGUUGAUGGAUAUUCAUGUGUGAGCGCCUACUGGAACACAGUUACUUGUGUCCUGAACAUCAGCGGUCACAGCGAACAGUCCACCUACAGCCUGAAGUUCACCGAAAAAGGGAGCGAGGUUUCCUGUCCAGUUGUGGUGACGAAUCACAGUUACAGCUGUGUCUGUAAAAUAAAGAACGGCUCAAGUAUUUUCAUGACUUUCGAUGAAUAUGGCAUAAACCUUUGUCGUGAAUCUGGCUGCCUUCCUCUUACAACCAAAUUCGAACCAUCACAGAGCAUUCAGCUGACACCCCCGCGUGAAGUUGAGUACCAGCAAACACCAGAGACUUUCAACAUCACCUGGAAAAGUGGAUAUGAAGACCAUCAGUACCUCUCCCGCGUCAUCGACUUCGAACUCUCACUUGAAACAUCUCAAAGCAAGGAGAGCAAACGUCUUCGACCUAAUUCACACGCAAAGUCUGUAACAGUUCAGAGAUCACAGCUUAAACCAGAUGCCACGUACUGUGUUAAAGUGAGAUCCAUACCUAAUGAACGUGAUUAUGAGGGAACGUGGAGUGAGUGGAGUCCAUCAACGUGCUGGAAAACUGAAGCAGGAGAGGAAAAAUACAAUAUAUUAGUCAUUUUGACUAAAUCUCUGGGCCCAGUGUGUGUGGCUGCUGCUGUUCUGCUGUUUGCAUUCUACAGUCCCGCUGCAAGAAUGAAGAUUAAGACUCUGUCUCACACACCAUCGCCUGCCCCGUUCUUCCAACAUCUUUUUCAACAGCAUGAUGGCAAUCUCCAGGAAUGGCUUUCACCUCACGGCAGAUUAGUGCUAACGCACAAAACUGAGAUCUUGACGACCGAUGCUGUGGUUGUCGUGCCGAAACCCACUACAAAGGACCCGGAGGAGAACCAGGACUUCCACAACCCUCCAGUGACACAGCUGGCAUUCACUCAGUGUCAAACCUCCUAUGUUGGUUUACCUGGGAUACACGAGGCCUCCCCACCUUUAACCGUGGUCUGUCCAGGGGACACGUCUUACACCCAGCUCCCUUGCUCCAUCUGGGGGGUUGGCUUUGGAGAAGUACAGGUUGUCUCCUCUACACCUAAAGACUUCUUCAACAUCAGCCAGGCAGACUCUGGCUGCAGCUUUGUGGACCUGACCCAGAGCCCAGAGAGCAGUUUCCCAGCCAGUCCUGUUGAUGAGAGUCCACCACCGUGUAGCUGUACUGAUUACUGCAUUCUCAACAAAACUGCAGAAGGUUUUGCUCCUGUUUUAGUGUCCAGAGGAAUCGGUGUAAAUGCUCCAUCUGAUUCCCUGCAAGAGGAUAAGAGCUGAAAAUAAGAAGUGAUCCUGUCAGUUGGUUUGGAGAAAGCAAAAUUCACAAGACUGGUGAUGCUGAUCACAGUGGCUGUAUAUUGCCUUGCAGGAGACAGUUAUAACCAGACUAGCAUGGUCUCCUACAUACUCUCUGCAUGUGUUCCAGACAGCACCUCUGGCUUAGCCAAAGCAGGUUUUGUGUGGGUUUCCUACAACAUCUAUAAACCAUGUGAAUGUACUUCAUCAGCUCUCUUUAAUGAGACAAACGUAACACAUGUGCUAUGGUAGCCUUUUGCCUUGGCUAACUUUCUCCGCUCAUGCUGACUUCAGGGUGUGACAUAGCGAGUGAAUGUGCUUGAUUUUGACUGUGCUUGAUUUUCACAUCAUCUGUCUAUGAAAUGUGUUUUUUAUGCAUAGUCUGACAUUUUUUAUUUGUUUGUGUUCGUACUUUACCUUCACCUUUUAAUGAAGAGUAAGUAAUUAAAGGGGCAUUAAGUAAUCUCUGAAUUCAAAAUUACAACAAAGUCAAAUGAGUCACUUUGCAAUUAAUUGCAUUUGAGAGAGGUGCUUGUAGAUAUUUGAUGUAGAUCUUUGAAUUGUUGAAUCACUGGUAUUGAUCAGUGCGGUGGAAACUACGGAAGCAUUGCCAGGCCAGCUGGCACUGUUCCUAAAAGAAAUUAGAAUGAGUGAAAUGAAUGAU